This is a messenger RNA of Caenorhabditis elegans, 1375 nucleotides long. RefSeq lists its product as uncharacterized. The coding region runs from base 99 to 1328 and encodes 409 amino acids. NCBI's taxonomy places the organism in Eukaryota, Metazoa, Nematoda, Chromadorea, Rhabditida, Rhabditidae. The record is from RefSeq and is marked reviewed. The transcript has 5 exons.
CAGUUUCGAAUUUACGAAGGACGACUUCUUCCCUUUUCAUCUUCAGACACGUGACACAUUGACUGAUUGGAAUCAACAAAAAGUCAGCACCAAAACCAAUGAUCGUGUACGUCCUACUGGCAAUUGUCGCUGUUCUGGCCUACUUCUACUUCAAGAACAGUGAGAAUGGCAAGAAUGCAACGACAUCUCAAAGAAGUUCAAGAAGCACUCGUUCCACAAAAAGCUCGAGAUCAUCUCCGAAGACUGUGCCUGUUACUGAACAGCCUGCAGCUGCUCCACCUCAACAACUCGAACAACCGACCCCUGCACCUGCUCCGGAAUCUGCUCCUGCUCCAGUUCAAUGCCCGGAACCAACUCCUGAAGUCCCUCAGCAACCAACACAAGUGUCCGCUCCAGUUCAAGAAAUCACUCAAGGUGCUCCUGCUCCAAUCCCCGAGCCAACUCCAGUCACUGCAGAACAGCCAACUCCAGUUGAUCCUUUGAGCUCUCCAAUUAAACCAAUUGGUAGAGACUCUGUAUUGUUGGCGCCGAAGGACAAUGUUUAUGGAGGAAUUGGUGGGAAAUCCGAGAGGAUGGCUCCAACUGAGAAUGCUUCUGGAGGUGGGAACUCGGUUAUUUUGGGCCCAAAGGAUAAUACUUCCAAUGGUGUCGGUGGAAAAUCGGAGAGAUUGGCUGUGGAUUCUGGACCUGCUUCAUCUGAUCAAUCAUCUUCUGCUCCUGCUUCUACUGAAUCGAAGAAAUCGAAGAAAAUUAAAAAGAAGAAGAACAAGAAGUCGAAGGAUAAGAAGAAAUCAAACAGUCGCAAAAACAAGAAAAAUAAGAAAAGCAAGGGAAAGAGCACAUCUACUUCUGAGCCUCCAACUCCAAAUCAACCGGAAACUGGAGUUCAAACUGCCAACGAACUUCGUAACGAUGCUCCUGAAUCAAAUGUGAACACUGCCAUGUCAAUCCAAUCUCCAGUUCAAGAUACUCCAGAACCUGAUGUCAAAACCGCUUCUGAAGCCAAAAACGACAUUCCAGAAUCUGGUGUGAAGACUGCUGCAGAGGUAAAGAAUGAUGUUCCUGAAUCAGGAGUCAAGACUGCCGCCGAAGCAAAGAACGAUGCUUUUGAGAGUGAUGUUAAGUCUGCAAUCGAGGCAAAAUCUGAUGCACCAGAAUCUGACGUGAAGACUGCAAUUGAACUUGGUGGAGAACAGAAGAGCGGAUCGACUGCGAGCAGUGUUAACUCGAAGAAAUCGAAGAAGAAUCGCAAGAAGAAGAAGCGCAGCAAGGCGAAGGCAAAGAAGUCAGCUGAGAAAGUAGAGAAAGAUCCAUCUUCUUCACAGUGAACUCUCGAUUUUUAAUUGGAAAAUGAAUGAAGGGAUUUGGUUCUGCA